AUGAACCCCGUCAGUAUCGGGGAGUACCAUGGGCUGCGGGUGGGCUCAGCCCUGCUCAGCAUUGUGGCGGGCUGCAUCAUCAUUGGGGUGUCCAGGGAGUGUGACGCUGAUGCUGUAGGAGGUAUCUUCCUGGGAGCGGGAGGCCUCGGCCUGCUCAUAUCGAUCUACCCUUUCAUAAAAGCCUGGCUGAACAUCAACCAUAUUCUUCCAUCCUUUGGAAACUUCAGAGUGCAUCCGACACCUGCCAUUCCAGCUCCUGAUCAACCUGUAGAGACACUAAGAAGAGAAGGGACUCAGAGUCAACUGAACCUGGAGCGUUCUAAGAGUCGAAUGGGAACUUUUGUGGAAGGUGGACCGAUGGCUGAGACCAACCCAGAUGAGGGGGCAUCUACAGACAUGCCAGACGUCUUAUCUAGACGAAAACUUAAGCAGCAACCUACUGAUCAAGACCUGCCAUGAUGUCAUCACCUGAACUGACCAGUGACCAAUAUUAUUGAACUUCCCUGCUAAAUCUUCUUCAUUGGGUUUCUUUCAAAUGUGGGACAAAGGGUAUUGAUAUCUGCAGAACAGAACAUAAUAUCAGCUUAAUUUGCCUGUUUGUUGAGAUUGGCUCAUAAUAUUGUACUAAUGUGAUCUAAUAAAACAUCUCCAAAGAUUGAAUUGUGAUUGUGAAGGAAGUAUUUCCAAACUUCCUGCCAAUGAAUGAAGCAAAUUAAACCCAGUGGUCUCACUUAUGUGCAGCUCAUCUCAUCAUCUCACAAUGUUCUCA
Messenger RNA from Centropristis striata (black sea bass), 769 nucleotides. It is a transcript of the gene kncn, whose product is annotated as kinocilin. The record is from RefSeq and is a predicted model, not a curated record. The transcript is spliced from 5 exons. Lineage: Eukaryota; Metazoa; Chordata; Actinopteri; Perciformes; Serranidae. Bases 1 to 459 code for a protein of 152 amino acids.